CUACCGCAACUUGGUCACACUACUAAAUAACCAGGGUUGGCUAGUUUGGAGUGGUAAAUUUUUACGGAAAAAGAACUAUUUACACUGAUUUUAUGUAAAUAAAACAAAUAAACGUAGGAAAAUUAAGUGCAAAGUACCAUUCACACGAAAAUUACAUACUUCAACUCCAACAACUGUGUUUUGGCCUUUUUAAUCAAUUAAAAAAGAAACAGCUAAAAAACACAGAAACUCACUAGUACCUAAAUAGUUGGAAUACAGAGAAGUUUAAAUAAUUCGAACGAACGAAGUUUUCAAACACAAAUUGACCACCGAUUAGUACAGAAAAAAGGAAAAAAACAGGAAAUAGCAGAGAUGGACACGCCACCAAUGUUCAACAGCGUCGAAGAUGAGUGCAGAUACUGGAAGGAGCGAUCCAAGCAGUACCACAAAGAGUGGACAGACGUGAAACAGGAUUACGACGAGUUCGUGGAGCAGUCGCGGGAGAUGGAAGUUGAAAUGGACGCCACUCUGGAACAGAAACAGAGCAUAAUCAAAGAUCUCACAUCCAAGCUCACCAUGUUUGAGCGCGAGAACGAGUCCCUGAAGCUAAAGCUGGACUCGCAUGCCAUUGAAACGUCAAACAUGGAAAAGCAACUGGAGGCAGUAAAGAAGGAGCGAGACACCAUGAAGGUGUAUCUGAGGCAGCUAGAGCAGAAGAACGAUGACUUGGAGCGGGCACACCGCAUCCUGAACGAAAGCAUAGAGAACUUCGAGAAAAUGCUAGACCAGGCCUACGAGAAGAACGCUCUGCUGGAGCUCGAAGUGGAUGAAAAGGGGCUGCUGCAGGAGAAGCUGCAGCGGCUAAUGGAUGAGACGAGAGAUCUCAAGCAAGAGCUGAACGUCAAGACACGCUAUGUCACGCCGACGGUGAAUGGAACAGGGGCCACGAACUCCAUGAACAGCUCCAUGAACUCGUCCACCUCGCUGCCGAACGGCAUCGUGGCCAAUGGGGAGCUGGCGAAUCACGAUAACACGGUCGCCACCAAUGCCACCAGCGUCAGCGUGAGCGCCCUCAAUGGCAGUUUAGUUAAUAGAAACGAAUAUAACCAGCAGCACUCGCUUAAAAAUCCCGAGAACCAAAUCAAUGGCAAUUCCCUGAAACCCAGCUGUCGCACAUCGGCGCUCAACACUGUGGCCGACAUGUUGAGAAAACUAAACGCCAUGGAGACGAAACUGAAGACUUACCGGGAGAACAGACCAAUGCCGCAGCGGCACCGCUCCUCCAAGGAGUAAGCCCAUACGGCGCUGAGAGGCCGAUUAAAUGGGAUCACCUCAUCAUCGACGCAAUCCCCAUCACCUCCCUGGGGCGGGAUUACUGUUCAGUUAGUUCGGCGUUAGCGAUACGUUUCUUUAAUGUUACUUUUUAGCGUUAAUUUAACUUUCGCUGCCUCUUUAUUUAUUUUUGACUUAACUUGACUUUGUAUAAACCGUUUUGCGAUAUUAUAAAUAACACACAGGAGUUGGUGUUGCCGUUUUCGAAACCAACAUGUUACACAUGCCUUAGUACGAAUUAAGAGUAAAAUCCUAAGCUAAGUCCCCACACUCGGUUCAACCCUUUGGAUUCGAUACGAAUAGCGACGAUUAACUGACAUAAGAAAUGUGUUUAGAGAGUAAGAUCAAAGAGCCCCGCAACCGAAGAUGCUGUGUCCAAGUAUUAUACUUCAAGCGGACAAACAAUACUCGUAGCGUUUAGGAAAAAGACAAGCAAGCUAUCUAACCCGAAAGCACCACCCGAUCACCUAGUUAUAUCGAUAGCGAUUUUCUGUUUAUAUUUACGACCGAAUAUAAAUUUGUAAAAAUGCUAAA
This is a messenger RNA of Drosophila serrata, 1845 nucleotides long. It is a transcript of the gene nudE, whose product is annotated as Nuclear distribution protein nudE. Gene Ontology annotation, biological process: cell migration; chromosome segregation; microtubule nucleation. Gene Ontology annotation, molecular function: microtubule binding. Gene Ontology annotation, cellular component: centrosome; kinesin complex; kinetochore. NCBI's taxonomy places the organism in Eukaryota, Metazoa, Arthropoda, Insecta, Diptera, Drosophilidae. The record is from RefSeq and is a predicted model, not a curated record.